This is a messenger RNA of Coccidioides posadasii C735 delta SOWgp, 1982 nucleotides long. RefSeq lists its product as uncharacterized. The record is from RefSeq and is a predicted model, not a curated record. Lineage: Eukaryota; Fungi; Ascomycota; Eurotiomycetes; Onygenales; Onygenaceae.
AUGGGUAACACAUAUAACUCACCCCCAUCUGCUUUAGCUUCUCGACAGCUAUCUUCCUCGAUAUCUUCGGAUAACUCGAACAUAGCUGCUGUGAAGCCGCCUGAAAAGCGAUUUAAGAUGACCCGGAAAAAGCUUAUGAUAGGCAUUCUUGCGCUUCUGAUACCUGCAGCUUGUGCAGGAACAGGGAUUGGUCUUGCGCUGAGGAACAACCGAAAUGCGUCCAGUUGUAAACCCGAGGAUUCAUGUCGUGAUCUUGGGUAUGCAAAGUACCAGGGUGUUCCUGAUCCCAAUGGAGUUACGAGUUGGCUAGGAAUGCGAUACGCGGCGCCGCCAGUGGGAGAGUUGCGUUUUGCGGCUCCUCAGGAUCCUGCAAAGGAAGAGGGCAUUCAAGUUGCUAACGUGCGCCAAAAGCGAUGUGUUUCAACGGGCGCACGGAUAGCCAAGCGCGAGUCAGAAGACUGUCUAUUUUUAGAUGUUUUCGCGCCAUCAAAUGCAACGAAAGAUUCCAAGUUGCCGGUCUUUUUUUUUAUCCAAGGUGGUGGCUUCAAUAUGAACGCCAAUCCCGGAAUCAAUGCUUCUAGACUCAUCCAGGCUUCGGGAGGGAAUUUGAUAGCUGUGGGCUUCAAUUAUCGUGUUAGCCUAUAUGGAUUCCUUGCUGGUAAAGAGCUUGAAGAGCGCGCGAGCCUCAAUAAUGGUCUCAAAGACCAAAUCAAAGCGCUCGAGUGGGUUAAGACGCAUAUAGCCCAGUUUGGCGGAGAUCCUGACCAUGUCGUCAUCGGAGGCCAUAGCGCAGGCGGUGCUUCCGUGGUAUUCCAUCUGACUGCUUAUGGCGGCGAAAAGUGCGAUGAGGCCCCGUUUCACGGUGCCAUUGCAGGCUCACCCUCAAUGGGAACCAUGCUCACGGUGUCAGAGAGUCAGUUUCUCUACGACAGCUUGCUGAAUCGUACUGGGUGCGGAUGUAGUAGAGACAGUCUCAAAUGUCUUCGCAAUUUGGACGUCAAAACCCUUCAGUCGCACAACACCAAGCAGCCGCUUCCAGGUGCUAAAGUGAAUCCGCUCUUUAUGUAUUCACCAACGAUCGACAACGACCUUGUGCCAGAUUAUACCUACCGCCUUUUACAGGAGGGCAAAUUCUGCAAAGUACCUGUUGUAUUCGGAGAUGAUCAGGACGAAGGUACACUUUUUGCGUCGAAAAAGACGAAGAGUAUUCAAGACUCAGACAAGUUUCUCCGCGCGCAGUUUCCAGCGCUAACAGAAGACCAACUUCGAAAGAUAAACUCAUACAUGUCAACAGUAAAGCCUGAGUUCCCGGACAUUGGCAUGCACUGGCAGCAGCUGGCCAGGAUAUACGGAGAUAUGCGGUAUACAUGUCCCAAAAUUUCCAUUAUGGAGAGUUUUACCGAAUUCCACAAACACGAUCAGGCUUGGAGUUAUCGGUACGCCGUCCAGGACCCGUUGUAUCUGCGCUCUGGACUGGGAACACCCCAUACAGCAGAGUUGGAAGGGAUCUGGGGGCCGGACUAUGCUGCCGGCAGAUCGCCGAUGUCUUAUUAUACCACAAAUAAGGAAAUCGUACCCGUCGUUCAAGGGUACUGGUCAAGCUUCAUUCGCAGUCUGGAUCCAAAUAAGCAUCGCGCACAGGGUAGUCCGGAGUGGAAGACGUGGAACGCGUCAAGCUCUGAUCCCAAUCCCGAAGGGUUUAGGGAACUUUUCAUAAGGACAGGGGACACGAAGAUGAGGGUUGUCGACUCGCAGCAAAGAGAAAGAUGUGAUUAUUUUAUAAACAUUGGCGUCGACAUCAAACAAUAAGGAAUUGGGCUAGGCGUUUGGGGCCGCGCAACCCGCUGCUUGGGCCGCUUGUGAUGACUGCAGCAACGAUCUGGGUAUAAUGCGUUGGGAGGGCUUUUGCAUAGCGUUGCAUCUUUGGCUGUACUUAUACUGUUGCCAGCCGGCUUCGUAUAUACUCCGUAGACUCUGAUCAU